Molecule: messenger RNA, 2735 nt
Organism: Spodoptera exigua (beet armyworm)
Lineage: Eukaryota; Metazoa; Arthropoda; Insecta; Lepidoptera; Noctuidae
Source: the annotation of a GenBank genome assembly
CUUGAAUCACAUGAAGAUGUCUUCCCCAUUUUGCUGAUAGGUUCUCCAUCUUUCUUCCAUUUUUCUUGUUUCUCCUGCACCAAAUGCUGGCCUUUCCCUUGUAAUCAUGCAUAUGUGAUGUUCCACGUGCUGUUCAGAUCAUUUUCCGCGUUUGACCCCGUGCCACGCGCCCAGUACUUGAUAACGAUGCUCCAUCACUGCUCCGAAGUUCAGCAUAUCGUUAUAACAUUCGUGAGAAGUUUCUGCCCUGCUAUCGGCCGCGCUGAACGUGUGCAAGAUAAUCCAGCGAUGUAACGUGCAUCGUGACGUAAUACAGUACGGUGAAAACGAGAGUGUUCGAAACGAACACGCGAAUAUACGCCUUAUGUCGACUAAGAUCCAUUCAGGUGGCUCGGCCGUGACAAUGCGCGCGACUGCCGGCGGGGCGCGGGGACGCGCCGCAAAAGUGGGUCGCUCGCGACGUGUACAGUCAAGUUCAAGGCCACACACGGAGGCAAUGGGGCGCCGAUCGCCCCUAGAUGGCGUUGCGCGAUUCGUUCGAAGUUCGAAAAUUUUGCGAGCCCGGGGGUGCGGUGCGGGGCGCGGGUCUGAGCUGCGGGAACGAAUUUUCGGUGCAACACACACUACACGACGCUGCACUCGUGUACCGAACGUCGCCACGCGCAGUACUUUCGCGCAGCACUAGAUCCAGACUUCUAAGCUAACCUAGACAUACAAUAACAAGCCGACAUGGACUGGAUGGAGAUGGAGGAUGUGGUGCAACUGAUGUCCGCGGUGAGUGGCGAGCCGAUGCUGCGCCGUGUGAAGCAGGAGACAGAGCCACCGCCACAGUACUCGCCACCAGAACCUCAGCCACCUCAUCCACAGCCGCUGCACCCUCGCACUAUGCCCAUGAUGCAGCCAGAGUUGGAUUUGGAGAGUAAGGAGGACGUCAAAUUCUGCGUGUCUCCCGGAGAUGGAACUAUUGUUGGUAACACAAGCCCUGAACAGCAGCACUGUUCCUCAACCACGGCUGCUGCAGCCAGUGGCGCUAGAGAUGAUGAGGCACCAAGGAGGGUGUGCCUCGUCUGCGGAGACACUGCCUCAGGGUUCCACUAUGGAGUCGCCAGCUGUGAGGCCUGCAAAGCAUUUUUCAAGAGGACUAUUCAGGGCAACAUAGAAUAUACGUGUCCUGCGUCAAAUGAGUGCGAGAUAAACAAGAGGCGGCGGAAGGCGUGCCAGGCGUGUCGGUUCCGCAAGUGUCUGCGCACGGGCAUGCUAAGGGAGGGGGUGAGGCUGGACCGCGUUAGGGGGGGACGCCAGAAGUACAGGAGGGCGCCGGACGCACCCGCCUUAGCUCAACCUAGACCACAACUUGACGAUAUUAAGGUACUCGAAGCUCUGAAUUCAUACGAACCAGAGUUGCUGACAUGUUCAGCGGUACCGGCGGGUGUGACCGACCCCACAGCCAAAACCCUGGCGAUGUUAGCAGACUUAUAUGACAGGGAACUGGUCGGUGUCAUCGGCUGGGCAAAACAGAUCCCCGGAUUCACUGAACUUCAGCUUAAUGAUCAGAUGCGUCUCCUACAAAGCACAUGGGCAGAGAUGUUGUCACUGAUGCUGGCAUACAGGUCCAUGUCAGGCGGCAGUCCACUGCGUCUCCGUUUCGCUACAGAUCUCGCUCUCGACGAGCAACAAGCUAGGGAGAUCGGAGCGCAUGAUUUAUUUACACAGAUAGCGGGCGUGGCGAAACGGUUGGAGCGUGCGGCGGCGUUGCGCGAGGAGUGCUACCUACUGAAGGCGCUGGCACUCGCCAACUCGGAAGCGAGGAUCGACGAGCACGCCGCCCUGCGACGGUUCAGAGACUCUAUACUCGCCGCGCUUAAUGACGCCGUGUCCGCACUCAGGCCAUACAACGGUAACUCGGCCCUGCAGCAACUGCUGCUGGUCCUGCCGGCGCUGCGGCUGGCGGACGUGGCGGUGCGUCGGUUCUGGGCGGGCGUGCACCGCGAGCGCCGCGCCCCCAUGAACAAACUCUUCGUCGAGAUGUUGGAGGCCUGUCUGCGGUAGACCACCAGGUACCCUGCCCUGCCCCCACAAAACCCCCCUUUUCGUUUCUUCACCUACGGCGGGCGACGCGUCCCCGCGCCAAAUGUACAAAACGAUGGACGGAUCUAGUACAAAACUUGUUACUAUUUUUGUAUAAUAUAAAAAAAUAUAUCUAGUUUUACUGUGAGGUUUCGAGAUUAUUGUAUGGUCGAGGAAAGGAUAGGCUGUGCUACUAUGACCUGGAACGUCAUUAUGUAGCUUUCAAUGGUUUAAAACCUGUAGCUGUCUGCUGGUACCUGGGUGUAUCGGCGCGAUGGUAUUUUUUCCCCGACCGUACGGCUUCUGUCUCGGUAAAUGCGGGGGCCGUAUUCGGCGCAUUUAUCAUAAAAUAUUGUUUUUAUUCUCCUUGUUUUAAUCGCUAAGGUCGGCCGGUUUACACUGCGGCUGAAUGACUAGUGCACCUAUUCGUUACUAGGAUUUUAAAGUACAAAUAUACAUAUUAGUUUUACAUCUACCCAUAAGGGUAAAGAACAAAGUUUUCUCUACAAACAAAACGCGGUGUUUUACUAAGUAUUAAAAAAGUAAGAAAUGAGAAUACGUGAUAAAUGUACAACCAAUAUACCUUGACCCGUCCGAAGUGCGCUACAAACGUAUCGGUGUCCCUUUCACUCGCUACCGUUCCUGCUUAUUGACGUCUCGCUCACUUA